AUGCAAUCAUCCCUUCGUCUCAUCAUCAUCAUCAUCAUCAUCAUCAUCAUCGUUUCCAUCAUCAUCGUUUCCAUCAUCAUCGUUUCCAUCAUCAUCAUUUCCAUCAUCAUCAUCAUCAUCGUUUCCAUCAUCAUCAUUUCCAUCAUCAUCAUCAUCAUCAUCAUCAUCAUCAUCAUCAUCAUCAUCAUCAUCAUCAUCAUCAUUCCGUAUUCCCGACACAGAGGAAACAAAAACAAGGAGGAGGACGAGGAGGAGGACGAGGGCGAGGACGAGGAGGACGAGGACAAGGACAAGGACAAGGACAAGGACAAGGACAAGGACAAGGACAAGGACAAGGACAAGGACAAGGAGGACGAGGACGAAAACAAGAGGAAAGAUGAGAGCGAGGACGAGGACGAGGAGGAGGAGGAGGAGGAGGAGGAGGAGGAGUAG
Molecule: messenger RNA, 432 nt
Organism: Guillardia theta CCMP2712
Lineage: Eukaryota; Cryptophyceae; Pyrenomonadales; Geminigeraceae
Exons: 2
Coding region: 1-432 (143 amino acids)
Source: RefSeq, a predicted model, not a curated record